Molecule: messenger RNA, 1629 nt
Organism: Nerophis lumbriciformis (worm pipefish)
Lineage: Eukaryota; Metazoa; Chordata; Actinopteri; Syngnathiformes; Syngnathidae
Source: RefSeq, a predicted model, not a curated record
AUGGGCGCAUAUUACUGCGCCAUAUGUAGGCAAACUGCGUUCAACGGGAAAGGACACAUUUUCGGGAAACAUCAUCAGAGCAGGUUAAGGCUGGUUCUGAUGAAAUUCAUAGAGAAGGUGAAGGAUGCACGGCGAACACUUAAAAAACCGGAAGUCGAAAGGUUUGAUUACACCCAACACAAGAAAACCUUCUGGUGUUACUGCUGUGGCCUGGAAGUUGAACGGAAUGUUACCGAUGGAAAAAUGACCGUGUUACAUGGAGGCUUAUUGGAGCACAUGGCCACAUCAGAACACAGAAAGAGUACCCACAAGUUCUGGUGGGACAACAAAGCUGAUCCCAAGUUGAAAGACAAAGUCAUCAUCACACAGGAAGAGACUGAACUGUUCAAAGCUGAGGUGGAAAAAGUAUUGGCAUCAUAUGUGGAGAAGGAGGAUGAAUUCAUUCAACAGCAAGCUGAUUUGAUCCGGGUCCAGGAGAAACAGCGUGAAGAAUUUCUUAAGUCUCUUCCAGAGCAUGAAGCAGAACCAGCGUCGGUUAACGGACGUCACGGAACAGAAUUGGCAGCUCAAGCCAGCGUCAGAUUUCAAUGGACGUCACGGGGAGCUAACCAGCGGACGGACAGCGGCGUUGACUCGAUGGUUGACGCGCAGCAACAGGGCCUGACUUUCAUUGGAUAUCAGGAUUCAUCAAACAGCGGAAAUGUACACACAGGUGCUGUCCCUCCUUGGCUGCAAGAAGACGAUCCUCUAGAGGGGACGUCCGCAAGUGCAGCACCACCAGAAAUUGGCCCGUCAGCACAGGAGUUCCUCAGACAGAAGGAGCAAGAGAAGAUGAGGAAGCUCCCACCGAACAGAGUGGGGGCCAACUUUGACCACAGCUCACACACAGACGCUAACUGGUUGCCUUCCUUCGGCCGCGUGUGGAACAGCGGCAGACGCUGGCAGUCAAGGCAUCAGUUUAGACAGGAGGAAGGCCAGAAAAACAACAUGAAGAGGAAGAUGAAGCAUGAUGCUGAAGGGUCUAAAAAGAGAAGCACUACAGCAGAUGACCAUUGGGGGUCGUGCCAGACUACUAGUCGGUGUCACGGUGCUGCUUUGUCAGACGAGUGCCCUUCACCGGUGAUUUCCGGAACGCGGAGGAGGAGGAGGGAGGUGGUGGUGGUUGAGUGUCCGAGAGAUGUAGCCCGCCUGCCUGCCUUCCAGCUACCUUCCACUCUCCGGCAUCCACCCCACCUCCUGUACUCCCUUUGGCCGAGGACGACGGACAAACGCUGGGAUGCCGAUGCUGCCAUCAGCAAUCUUUUCUUUAAUAGUCAACCUGAGGGGGCCACGUUUGAAGAACUAGCAGCUUUUAACAAUCAGCACGAAACAGCUGCAGAAUUUCUCCAGGCAGAACCAGAAACAUGGGACUCCCGAGACGACUUCAAGGCAGCAUCUUCCAUCGUGCACAGUCUGAAGGUUGUUAACGAUUUAGCUGAAAGGGGAGUGGCACUCAUUGAAGAGGACAAUCCUCUGUUAACUAAUGAUGAGGAACAGAAACAAUACUUGCUGCAAGUCGUACAGGACCACAGGAAGAGAUUCCCCGAUGCAAAAAAGGCCACACUGCUCCAGAGUGAAAUCAAUAAAUAA